AUGGAUUUUGUAGGAAAAUUUUAUCUUGGGGAUGUUGAAUUUAUGCUUAAGCAUGAAUUAAUUACCCCAUAUCGAAGUGUAAGGUAUCACUUAAAAGAGUACGUAAGACGUGGCCCAGAAAAUGAAAAGAAAUUAUUUAAUCUUCGUCAUGCUUCAUUGAGAAAUGUUAUCGAAAGGCCAUUUGGAGUUUUAAAGAAAAGAUUUGCAAUAAUCACAAGUGGCACUGAACCACAUUAUGACUUUGAAACUAUGACUGAAAUUGUGCUAGCUUGUUGCAUAUUAUAUAACUUUUUAAUGGGUGUAGAUCCUGAUCCACAUCUCAUAGCUCAAGUUGACCGAGAACUACAAGAAAAUAAUCCAGAAGAGGAUGAAGUAGUUCGACAUGAACAAGAUGAAGACUAUAGGCGAGGUGCCAUAUUAAGGGAUAAAAUAGCUGCUCAAAUGUGGGCUGACUGUCAACUAGGGCUCUGA
Molecule: messenger RNA, 471 nt
Organism: Arachis stenosperma
Lineage: Eukaryota; Viridiplantae; Streptophyta; Magnoliopsida; Fabales; Fabaceae
Exons: 1
Coding region: 1-471 (156 amino acids)
Source: RefSeq, a predicted model, not a curated record